UUCAUGUCUCGGCGGAAGCCGACGCUGACGACGAGUUCCCCAAAUCACGAGAGGAGGCUAUGACCGAUAUCGCAGCUAUCAGAGCAGAACUCGAAACGUUCGCCAAAAGCACAAUGGUGCAAAACAUCAUAAUAAAAUUUUAUUCUCGAACUUUUCCUAAAUGCCGAUGACAACGACUAUGGUGACAGACGCCCCCAAACUCCUCAUGGAAUAUGACCCGCUACAUCGCCGUCUGCUAGUUGCACAGAACGAGUUGGGCUUCAAGAAAAAGCACGCCAAGGCAAUAUGCAGCAUGGCCGAGAGCUCAAAGGCCAACAGUCGUGGAAGGAAGGGCAACGGCCGAAGGCAUAGCGGAGAGAAGGGGCUUGGUUUCAAGUCGGUGUUUGCGCUGGCUUCAACCGUCUGGAUCCGCUCUGGCUAUUACUCAUUCCGCUUCAACCGGGAUGAGCCACUUGGGCGGGUCAGACCGACCUGGAUCGAUGACUUCCCAGUGCGUAUUGUCGACGUGUUCACGGCCAUUCUUUUGGAGAUCGAGAGCGACAGCAAGGAUGGCAAUGUCAUCGACGGGACAAAACCGUCAUCCGUACCUUGAAGACAUUAGAGCCGGCCCACCUCUUGUUUCUCGACCAGAUCAAGGAGAUCGGCAUCAGAAUCAUCACCAAGCCGACGCUCUGGCAGACAACCAUCAGGG
Messenger RNA from Parathielavia appendiculata, 691 nucleotides. RefSeq lists its product as uncharacterized. Lineage: Eukaryota; Fungi; Ascomycota; Sordariomycetes; Sordariales; Chaetomiaceae. The record is from RefSeq and is a predicted model, not a curated record. The transcript has 2 exons. The coding region runs from base 161 to 592 and encodes 143 amino acids.